Molecule: messenger RNA, 951 nt
Organism: Bolinopsis microptera
Lineage: Eukaryota; Metazoa; Ctenophora; Tentaculata; Lobata; Bolinopsidae
Exons: 6
Coding region: 73-690 (205 amino acids)
Biological process (GO): regulation of exocytosis; protein secretion
Cellular component (GO): intracellular membrane-bounded organelle
Molecular function (GO): GTP binding; GTPase activity
Source: RefSeq, a predicted model, not a curated record
GAUUUUGCAGAUCAAAUUAUAAACAGCAGCAAUAUUUAUAGUUCAUAAUAGACUACAGGAACACAGUAUGCAAUGUCAAAACAGCUUAAGGAAUACGAUCUCAUUUUGAAGUUGCUUCUUGUUGGUGACAGUAGUGUUGGGAAAAGUUGCAUUAUGUUGCGAUAUUCUGAUGACCUCUAUACUGGUACCUACAUAUCAACAAUUGGAGUUGAUUUUAAAGUAAAGACAGUUCAACAGGAUGGAUUGACAGUUAAACUUAUGAUCUGGGAUACUGCCGGGCAGGAGAAAUUUAGAUCGAUAACAGCGAGCUACUACCGUGACGCUCAUGCUGUAAUGGUGGUAUACGACACGACCCGACCUUCUACAUUUGACCAUGUCCACAAGUGGCUCAUCGAAAUUGAGAGUGCCUGCCAGGAUAUUGUCAAGAUUCUAGUUGGUAACAAGGCUGACUCACCACUAAGAAAAGUGAGCAGCGAGAAAGGAGAGGAGUGUGCUGAUCAAUACAGCCUGCCAUUCUAUGAAACCAGUGCUAAACUCAACCUCAACAUUACUGAGGCGUUCACAGACCUAGUCGAUCAAGCGUUGGAAAAGAAGCGGGCUGUGGAAGAAGCUUCUCGACCAAGAGGAGAUACUAUCACAGUACAGAAGGAGAAGAAGAAACAGAGCAAAGAAUGCAGUUGUAAAAAAUAGUUUUGAGAAUUCUCGUUGUGAAGAUAAAUAUUUUCAUAGUAGUGUUUUGUAACCAGUAAUAAUGUUAAAGUCGAGAUUAUAAAUGAGUUGAGAAUGUUUUAAACAAUACAGAAAUAAUAUUACAAAUACAAUGCUCUUCUUUUUAAAAUAUAGCUACAUAUUAUUCGAAAUUAAGCUCAAUCUUUAAACAAGCUUCCAAAAGAUCGCUGCUACUAUCCUUACAGCGAGAUAGAUGUUCGUUACAAACGGGAAAUAGUCUUA